AAGUUUUGAUUUCAGGAGACAUUUUUCAUUUCACCUUAUUUAUUCUAACUCUGUUUCUGCAACAAAAAUUGGAAUGAUAACGAAAAAUAGUAAAGUGUUACGAAAUGAAUCAGUUGAUCGCUCCUUUUUUUUAAAUCAGUUUAAUUUUAUGGGAUUAUUACUACUUGUUUUACUGGCGCCAUCUUUAAAAAUGUUUUUAUUUUCAUUGAGUCUGCAAAUGAGAAUGUCUAACGUACGCCUAUAAGAAAUGGUGCUUUGAUAUAAAAGUGACAGAAAAAAAAUUAUGUUUUCAUUCGAAUAUAAAAAAAAAAAUGAUUUUGAGUAACACUAUAUUAAAAAGAUUUUGGUGACAUCUCAAUCGCGAAGUUAAUUCUGACAAAACACAUCAACCUGAAGCUAAAUGUCCUGUAUUUAGCAAUUGAGUUGUAAAUUAUCAUUCUUAAAAAGCUCGUUGUUUCCCAACCUUAUGUAAAUUCAAUAAUUUGUUGUUUUUUAAAAAUUUUAACUUUUUCUCAGUAAACAAAAAAAGCAUCUUCAUGAGGAUAAACUCCUGCUAAAUAUUAAGAUUUGAUCGAUUCGCGAAAUUAACCUUUCGCGAACUUUAUAAAAUAUCGCGAUUCUACUACGAAAAUUUGUGACAUUAAAGUAGUUGACAUACCUUGAGAGACGUAAUUACUUGCAGACUUGAAGUUUGCGAAGUGGUGGUUGAAUUACAUAGCUAUAGGUCAGAUGAUACAGUGUCUACUAAGGGGCUACCACGGUUGGUCCGGAAAUGUUAUUUGUCCAAUAAAUAAAUUUAAUUAAAGAAAUUUGAAUUAAUACAUCCAUCAAAAUUAAUCGCAAUUGUUUUGAUCACUUUGCAAACAACUCUUUUGCAAACAACUCUCAACAAGGUUUCGCAGUUACACGACUUUUUGCAGGGUCGAAGGUGGUAGGGCUUAGUGAAAGGUUGGACUUGUUUAACAUAGUAACUUCAGUCUGUCGAUUAGAAGUUUUCUUAUCGUAUUGCGAGACGAAAACUGAAAACAAAAUUAUCGAACUCUCCUAAACGUUAAUAUACUGAAUGUGUUGGUGUUCUGUGUUUUUAAGCACUGUACUCAACUUAGUAGUCUAAGGAAUUUUUUGAUGAAUCUCCUCAACAAGCAAUCGGUUUAUAUAUUUUACGUAAGGGUUUUAUUUAGGCUCUGUAUCAAGAUCGUUCAUCUUAACCCGGUCAAAUUAUCUUGCAUUAUUUAUUCUUUUGUUCUUUUAUUCUUUCGUUCUUUUAUUCUUUAGUUUAUUCAUUCAUUAAUCUAUUCCUUUAUUUAUUCAUUCAUCUACUAAUUCAUUCACCACUGUUGCUAUUUUUAUUCCAAGUAAUGAAAUUAACGUUAUAUUUUAGUUGAAAUAAAAAAAAAGGAUCAGGAUUACUCUAUGUUUAUGAGAUAUCUCUUCAUACGCAUUGGUGAAAAGUGCAUAUGUCACCAUCGAACGAUCUUUGUUGAUGUAAAGAAACAUGGAAGGCAAUAUAUUGCAGUAGCUUUUAAGAAAGAAAACAUGACAAUUGAUAAACUAUUCACUUUCGGCGUGAUAGCGGAUGUACAACAUGCUAACGUUGAUAAUCGCAUGAAUCAUCAUAAAACACAAACGAGAUAUUAUCGUGCAGCUAUCGAACAUUUAAAAGAUGCGAUUUCAGCUUGGAACGAAAAGAAAGUGGACUUCGUUGUUCAACUUGGUGAUAUUAUUGACGGAAUUAGCAGAAGGCAAGGCCAUCGAGACAACGAUAUAAAGAAUUUGAUAGACGUUUUAAAGAGAUUUAAGUCAACUGGUUUACCUAUUUACAAGAAUGACGAGGGUGUUUAUGAAAUGGUUAAAGAAGGACACGAUAGUGCAACGGAAAAGGUACCAUAUAUAUGCAACUUGUGGGGAAAUCAUGAGUUUUAUAAUUUCCCCAGAGAGUGGCUAUGGAACAGUCCUUUAAAUACUUUUAUUAAUCAUUCAAAAACAGAUCUGUUGAAAGCAGGAAACUCCAUAAAAGACAUCGAAGAAAAACACGGUUACUAUUACUCGUUUGUAUAUCAUGGAUAUCGUGUAAUAGCGCUCGAUUCGUACGAUCUAUCCACGAUAUCAAGACCAGGAGCAACUGUGCUGUACGUUAAGGCAAUGAGUUUUUUGAAAUCCAUAAACACAAACAGUGAUUUAAACGAACCUCCUCGUAACAACGCAAAUAUUGUCGCUUGGAAUGGUGGCCUUAGCAACACACAGUUGUCAUGGUUGCAUAACGAAUUAGCUGUAGCAACAACAAAUAAGGAAAAAGUGAUAAUACUUAGCCAUAUUUCCAUCCAUCCAAGAGCAGCUCACAAAACUGCUUUGUUGUGGAAUCAUAAGGAGGUGCUAGCAAUGAUUAACGCUUUUGAUUGUGUGGUAGCAUGUUUUACGGGACAUGACCAUGAUGGCGGCUAUUACCAUGACACUGUAAACAACAUUCAUCACGUCACAUUCGAAGGAGCUAUAGAACGUCCUGCAGAUACGAAUGCAUACGGAGUGGUAAAUGUCUAUGAGGAUAGAUUGGAGAUCGAAGGUUAUGGUGUCGUAAAGGACAGAGUUUUGCAAUUUUGUUAAAACGGGAAAACUUUUUUAUAUGUAAAGAGGAAAUAGGUAAUAUUAAUCAUUAGAGAAUUAUAUCUAGUAAGUUAGAAUCUUAGGAUACUUAGAGAAUGAUUCUGCUCAUGUGGACAAACACGUUUUGAGUCAUUUAUUUAUUCUGUUACAAUUUGCACAUCUGUUCAUGACCUGUUAAGCAACAACCUCGUGUUUUUAGUUUUUUGUUGUUGUUGAGUAUUUAUAAGUAUAAAUAGCAAUAUUUUUUAGAAUUUUAGUAGUAGGAUUAAAGGUGGCGUUUUACAACCAUCUGGGGGGAUUUUUUACCUAAGCAAUUUGAAGGAUAUUUUACAUUAAAAGCUACCUGUAAGCAGCUUUGAAAAUUAUUAUCUAAUCAAAGAUUGUUUUUCUAUGUUAAUAAACCAAUAAAGGCUAUAAUUGAGUCUUUAGAAACUUUUUCUCGUUGUAAACUUCAUAAGCCCAAAAUGUUCUAUUUUGGUAUCAAUUUUAUCGUUUGGUGAUAAAGAAUAAGUUUUUGAGAAACUUUAUAUUUUUUGUGAAUGCUUACCGAGUUUUCAAAGAUAAUUGAUUCGUGAAAGUUUCCGUCUCCAGAAGUUUCUGCACUUCAACUAUUUGUUGAAUAUUUAUAAGUAUAAAUAGUAAUACUUUUAGAAUUUUAGUAGUAGGAUUAAAGGUGGCGUUUUACAACCAUCUGGGGGGAUUUUUUACCUAAGCAAAUUAAAGGAUAUUUUACGUUAAAAGCUACCUGGAAGCGCCUCUAAAAAUUAUUUUCUAAUCAAAGAUUGUUUUUCUAUGUUAAUAAACCAAUAAAGACUACUCUUUGCGAACAGUUUACUCGUUAUAAACUUCGUUGUUUAUUACGAAUACGUUGUGUGCAGAAACUUUCCCAAAUUUAGUAAAUUUUCGUUAAUUUGUGAAAUUCUCUUUCGCUGGAUUUUCAUGAGUUAAGAAUGGUCUAUUUCGGUAUCAAUUUUAUCGUUUGUGAUAAAAGAAUGUGUUUAGAAUUUAAAUUCUAAAUUUAUCGAUACGAAAGUUUUUUAACCGCGAAAGCUUCUACAUUUAAGUAUGCUGUGUUGCAUGUUGUCCUCAUUUUAUUAUUUUUUUAAAUUGUGGAGUUAUUUAGGUGAUUGGCAAAAAGGCGAUGGUUAAGUUAAAUUUACAAAACAAAUAUUUUUGCCAAACAUAUCCAGAAUAUAUUUUGGUGUUUGAAUAUAUAUUAAGUGUCAAGGAAGGAGGUAUGGAAUUUUUCCGCUGAACAGACUAAACCAAUCACAUUCUGGAAUCCUUGUUAAAGAGCAGCCGAACAUGUUUUGAUGAAAAUUCACAUAAUUUAUAAUUUAGAGUUAUCACUAGAUUUUUAUGUUUUUAAUUUUACUGCAAAUUGUAUACCGUAUUUACAAAGCACGCUAUAUAGCAAGCCAUUGCUACGUAGUUUAUUGUAAUUACAAAUUUGUACUUUUUAAAUUUCCUUCCAAGAAUAGAUUCUCGUCAACCAA
Messenger RNA from Hydractinia symbiolongicarpus, 4097 nucleotides. RefSeq names its product manganese-dependent ADP-ribose/CDP-alcohol diphosphatase-like. NCBI's taxonomy places the organism in Eukaryota, Metazoa, Cnidaria, Hydrozoa, Anthoathecata, Hydractiniidae. The transcript is spliced from 2 exons. The record is from RefSeq and is a predicted model, not a curated record. Bases 1414 to 2601 code for a protein of 395 amino acids. Gene Ontology annotation, molecular function: ADP-ribose diphosphatase activity; 2',3'-cyclic-nucleotide 2'-phosphodiesterase activity; manganese ion binding.